CAACAACCGUGGAGACUUCAGACACUUAAAAUCACAACUCACUUUACUGAGUAGGAGUCGGUUGAUUGUCUUUCCAUCAUCUCCUGUCCUCUCUGAACAGAUUCCUUAAGAGAAAAGCUGUGUUGCUGUUGAGAAAUUGUUCAGCUGAUUUUCUGAUGGUCAGCCAUGGAUGAAGAUGACAGCCAAGAGGAGCUGAUCAACCGCAGUACUUCCAACAGCAAAGGAAAAAGGCCUGCGUUGUGGGCAAUCUCAGAUGACUCGGACAGUGGGGAAGCGGAGUCUGAAGAGGGAGAAUCUGAGAGUGGUGAGGAAGAAGAGGAUGAUCAUCUAGGUGGAGAGGAUGAUAGUGAUGAGGAAGAUGAUGAUGAGGAGGAGGAGGAAGAAGAAGAUGGGAAUGAAGAGGAGGAUGAUGAGGAAGAAGAGGGAGACGCUAAGGCUGAGGAUGGAGCUUUAGUUGGAACCUCUGCUGAUCUUGCCGACAUGAGCUCGGAUGAAGACGCAGAUAAAUGUCCCAUCUGCCUUAACUCCUUCAGCAGCCAGCCUGUCGCAACACCAGAGAACUGCGAGCACUACUUCUGCCUCGACUGCAUCCUUGCAUGGGCCAAGAAUGCAAACUCGUGUCCUGUGGACCGUAUUGCCUUCAACAGCAUAUACCUAAGGAAAUGUUAUGGAGGCAAAGUAAAGAAAAUGAUCACAGUACAAAAGCCUGUGAAGGAAGGGGUUGAGGAAGUAGUGGAUUUGGACCUGGAGCAGACCAGCUGUGAGGCGUGUGGGGGCAGUGACCGUGAGGACCGCCUCUUGCUCUGCGAUGGCUGUGAUUCUGGGUAUCACAUGGAGUGUCUCACGCCACCUCUGGACUCUGUUCCUGUGGAGGAAUGGUUCUGCCCAGAGUGUGAAGCCACUAACCGUCGCUCAAGGGUUUCAGCUGAAGAACUUAGCGCCACAGAGAGCCUUCCCUCUACCGCCCGUCCUGCCACCAGUCGCUUCCAGUUCGGUGCUGCAGGUCCCACCAGAGCCAUCGCCCGGACACAGCAGAGCGAGAGGGUUCGCGCUAAUGUCAACCGCCAUCGCAUCACACAGGCACGCUCCUCACAGUUGGCUCCCACCUUUCUCAUCCAGUCCACUUGGCUCGAUGACACUAUUAACGCUGUGGUGGCUGGGCUCAACACGGCUGUGUAUAUACGGGACUUCACCCCCCGCCCCCCAACUACUCACAGGCGCAAGACUAGAAAGCGCAGAAAGGUCCGAAGAAAGACAACAUCUUCUGCUAAAAGUAAAACAGGCAAAGCAGCAACUACAGGAGUGAAGAGGAGGAAACGGAGAGUGAGGAGGACUAAAUCCAGAAGAAGGAUCGUGAAAAAGCCAGCCACUCCUCGAAGCCGUAUUGCUAAUACUCUCCGAAUUGUAAAGGACAAAAAGGGUUCUUCGCUUCCUUCAGUGUAUCGGCCAGCAGAGAACACGCUAAGCAACAUGCGUGCUGACAUCGGUGCUGCAUCUCUCUCUAUCCACGGGGAUCGAUACGACCUGGAUCCAUUAUCGGAACGUGAGGAGGUGGAGCAGCAGGCCCGCGUCACAUCGCUGUUGGAGGCCAAGAGACGAGGGAUCUCUCGCUCCGCUCUGCGCUCUCACCAGCCUGUAGCUCGACCCGUCACUGCAGGCCAUUCCAGGAGAGGUAUGGACGUUCCCCAAUCAGCGGGUUUUGUUGAGGCGGCUCCUGUGCCCGACCUCCUGGGAAGCAUCCUAUCAGGACAGAGCGUCCUCUUGAUGAACAGCUGUGAUGUCGUUAUCAAUCGAGAUGGUUCCCUUAAAGCUACAAAGUCAUUAAUGCAAUCCGAGUUAAACCCAGGCCACAGCAACGACAACAGCUCAGGAGAUGCCAGCACCCAGAUCAGUCCAAUGAUGUCCCCCAACCAAGGAGACAGUUCUCCGUCCCUCCCCUACAAUGUAGACCAACCAGGAUCCUCCCACAGUUCCAUGAACAGACCUCUAUCCCAGAGCUCCUCUCACUUACCCCCCCACACGCCCCUGCAGACCGGCCACAUCCGACCAUCUUCUCAUUCAGACUUACCGCCCCGGGGUCACCCAAGUUUGCAGCUACCUCUUCCGAUCAGACCCACGCACCCCCAUGGUCAUCAGAGAAGCAACGGAGCCCCCAGCCCCUCCCUAAGCACCAAGAGCAAGGGGAUGGCCUCAUCACAAUCCCAAAAAGCACCUGCAAAGCCCAUGUGGGUAGAUGUGUCAGUGCUUCCUAGGAUACCAAAAAUAAAAAGGGAGAGCGGUGAUGUCACAAAUAAUGACACCAAUCAAGAUGGCCGUGAUCGUAGCAGCAGCAGCAGUAGUAGUAGGGGAAGCAGUAGCAAUUCCACCACCAGUCGUCAUGGUCACAGCCUGCCAGAAACAGGCAUGAACAGUCUUGCUGGGGACAGGGGACGGCAGCAAAGUGUAGACCAGCAGAAGGGCCGGGCUGAGGGUCAGAGGCAGAGGCCCGAGGGACCUGGCUCUUCCUCAGCCUUCUCCAACUCAUUCUCCUCCUCUUCAUCCUCCAUGGGCUCUUCUGCCAGCCAGUCUCGUUAUUCCUCGUCGGCAUCAUCCUCGUCAUCGGUGAGUUUCCGCAUUAACGCAAGUGGGAACACGUGGCAGUCGAGGCAGGUAGGCAGCUCGUCACUUCCUGUCGCCGGAAGCAGUACGCAGCCGACCCGGGCACAAAAGGAAGACGAUGCCAAAAAGAGGCAGCUGCACAGAGAUAAACAGAAGCUGCUGGCAUCGCGUACAGCGGUCAAACAGGAAGAAAGCAGCGAUACUAUCUACGAUCCUUUUGAUCCCACUCUGUCAGACUCGAGCAGCUCGGACAACGAAGCAGAGAGCGCAAGACUGCAUGGAAGCUCCCAGAAUGCAACACGCGAGCAGAAAACUUCUAGUUUAGUAAACAAGAAGCAAAGGCAGCAGGACCUGGUGACUGUCAAAACCGAAUCACAGGACAUUGAGGUCUCACAGGGAGAACCAAUGAGAGCUGAUGCUCAGGAAUCCACAUCCCAGGAGGUCAGAUUCUCCGAAAAAUAUGUCAAGGUCGAAACAAAAUCAAGACUAAUGGAUAUGAAGUCUGAGAAAACAACAUCAUUACUAGCCACUAAAGUUGAGAAAGAACCAGGGUUGGAUGACGCAGGGGGAGCUGAAAGAAUUGGUAGCGGCGUUCAAAGUGAAAAGACAGAAGACACUUCACCACCUGUCCAACACAGACUGGAUCUUUUCAAGAUUAAGAGAGAAGAGGAGAGUGCACAGAGUGCUGUAACUCCUAACACUGCUCCUCGAGAUCCAUCAGCAUCCAGCUCUACUCCCACCAAGAAGGAACAAAAGCCGGAAACUAAAUCUGACUCUAAAUCCUCUCACAAGUCAAGAGAUUUGUGCCAAAAGAAGAAGACCUUCCAAGCUUCGAAGGAGAGGCGCUCUAAAAGCCCAGAGACAGACAGAGGGAAGAGGGGAGACCAUCAGGCAUCAGGCCCAGGAGGCAGACAAAAGGACAAGAGUUCCAGGCGGUCCAGGUCCAGAGAGAGGACUGGUGCACACUCAGUCUCUGAAAGCUCUCAGUCCCCUGUGAGGAAACGCCCAAAGAGACAGCGAUCCCGCUCCCAAUCCAAAGAGAGGAGGAGAUCUAGGUCUGGUUCUGGAUCGAGCAGCAGAGAGCGUUCCAGAAAGAAGAAGCCUUUACAAAGGAGCAAGGAGAGAAGUGAUGGCAGAGAUCGAGACGGUGAUAGAGGCCGAGAGUCGAAGGACAAGAGACACGGUCGGGGUCGCUCAAAUUCACGGUCGAAAUCACGGUCCAGAUCCGUAUCCAGGGAACGGAAGAAGGAUCACACGCGACUGCCACAACCAUCUCUCUCCUCCAAAGACAAGGAGGACUCUCGAUCAAAAGACAAGGUGAGACGCAGGUCCAGAUCCAGCUCAAGAGAGAAAAGGAAAGAAGAAGGAUCUUCAUCCAAGAGCGCUCCGAAGACUUCAGGGUCCCGCGUUUCGUCCUCUAAAGACACAAAACGGUCACAAGACAAGAAAAGAGCAAAGGAUACACCUGUAAGCUCCAUCAAAGACGAACACGUUGCCCCAGUGAUCAAACAAAAGACUCCCUCCCAUACUCCUGCCUCUGAAAUGACAAAGAAAGACCAUAAGGUAGAGAGCCAGGACACAACGGCAGAAAAAGCCACAGAGAUCAAGGUUGAAAAAGAAAUAAAGAAAGAAAAGCGACCAUCUCUCGAUAUGUUUGAAGAUUUGUUUUCUAUUAGUGAACCGAUUAAGAAAGACGAAUCUGACAUCCAUGCUUUCAUGGUGGCCAAAAGCAUGGAUGAGAAGGGGGAAAAAGAAGACCCCAUCAAGACGGAGAAGUGUCAAAUCCCCUUUAUUAAAUCUGAGCCAAGUUCCCCUAAAUUAUGCCAUUCACCCCCUCUCCCCUUAUCCUCCUCACUGACCACAGCUGUCCCAGCAGACAGUCUCCAGGAUACAGUGUCUGACCCAGAGUUAAUGGCCUCCAGAGAACAACCAGACUCUGUGAAGCAGGAAGUCCAGGAGCCCUCGGACUCUGAUGAUGACUUUAAUGUCGAUGUGAUGCUGGACAGCCUGGACUAUGUGAAGACCGAGCGCUCAGAGGAGAGCGGUGCAUCUGUCAAACUGGAGGAGGAGGAGGAAGAAGAAGAGGAGGAGGAAGAGGAGGAAGGGGAGGAGGGGAAGAGCGAACAGAUAUCGACCGUAGCCAAAUCCAAGAUUCAGGGGAAGAGGGUCACCUGGAAUAUACAGGAGGGGCCUCAACCAGAAAAGAAGUCUGCAAGCAAGCUGUCUCUGUAUAAACUGAAGCUGAAGCAGGAAGGGGCUCGCAGACCCUCCUCAACAGGCCAGACAUCCAGUCAGGUAGGACAGGACAUCACUGCGGCUGUCCGUAAACCCUCCAAGCGGGGGGCUGUUGGAACCUCCUCUAGAUCUGAUGGAGAACAAGGAGAACCAGAGGAAGGGGAGUUAAUGGGGAAAGAUCAGUAUUUGAAGAAGCUGCACAUGCAGGAGAGGGCUAUAGAAGAGGUGAAGCUUGCCAUCAAGCCUUUCUACCAGAGCAGAGACAUCAACAAGGAUGAAUACAAAGAGAUUCUACGCAAAGCCGUCCAGAAGGUGUGCCACAGCAAGAGUGGGGAGAUCCACCCAGUGAAGGUGGGCAAUCUGGUCAAGGCAUACGUGGACAAAUACAAACACGCUAGGAAACACAAGAAAGACGAGGACUUGGGGCAGGAGGAUGAUGAUAUGAAAAUCUCUGAUAGCCCGUGAGGAGGCAAACAUUGAAGGCGAGGACAGCCACUCCCACUGCUAACACUUACCCAUACACCAUGUUUCACUCUGAGUCAUAUUACUGGCUGUGAUCUCCAACUCUACAAUCAAAAUGGUAAACUAGCAGCUUCAAGAUUUAAUGUCUUGUGCUUGGACUGUCACUGCCAAGAAGCGGACUCUUUGUGUUGAUCAUCUCAGAACCGGGAGGCCUGGAGGUUGUGCCUUAAAGAGGCAAAUCUCAAACCCUCUCAAAUCACCCCCCCCCCCCAUGGAGCCAGAAAUCAGGUAGCUUCGGAUGCAGCUCGGGCUUUGAGUUUCACACGGCUGUUUUGUGGGUAUUUAUCAGUGACAACACUUUCUGUUGGUUAAGAAGUGGUAGAAUAAUAUGCAUUAUUUGCAUAUUUAAGACAUUUGUAACGUUAAGGAACAACACUGUUAUGCAAUUUUUGUAGAAAGUGUAUCCGUAAAGAUAUGAAACCAUUUUAGUUGUUUGGUUGUAAAUAAUAUAGAUUUGAUAUAUCCACUUAUGUUCCUUUCAUCUGUGUUGCGAAUGACUGAUAUAAAUGGUUCUAGUUUAUAGAGCUGACUGGUUUCUGUUUUGUAUUAUCCGUCUUCCACAUCCCAAACAAUGUUUAAAGAGCUAAAUCCAGUCCAGCGUAGUGCAGGGAAAUUGUGGCUCCGCAGUUUCAACAGUCACUUCUUUCUAAGGAUUAUUUAUUGUGUUAUUUUCCAAGCUGAAUUUUAGCUAUUGUCAGCCUUUGUUAGAAAUGUGAAAAUAGAGGUUUAUCUAGGGAAUCAUUUGUUUUUUCCAAAUUGGUAGGAGAAAACAUGCACUCAUUUUCUCAAUAAUAGAGAUUCAAUUUGUUUUUGCCAAUUCUUUUUUUAAACAGUUGCGACUACUACUCCACACUACCGUAAGUAUACAUUUGAGUUUGAAGUGGAAAGAGUUAAAAUACAGCCUUCAUGUUCAAAAAGCUCAAUGGGUUUCAGUCCCCAGAAACAUUCAUUUCUGUAUUGCGUUGCUGUCUUACCUGGUGCACUCAUGUCAACAUACCCUUUAACAACCGUUUGUUGUUGUUGUAUGUAAUAUAUAUUAAUACGAUUUUUUUUUUUAUUUGCAUGUAAAUCCAUGGUUUUUGAGAUCAAUGUAUAGUCCAUAAAUAAUAGGAACAAUAGAAUAUCUCAUAAAUCGCAGCAAUUUCCAAGGUAAUGAACUGUAAUCUGUUCAGGGUUCACUUUGAGGUGUCUGCUAUACUAACAGUAAUCACAGCUUCACUAGGACUGCUUUGUCAAUGUGUCUUAAAACUGAACCUCACUCUUUGCUUUCUUUUACCGAAAUGUUCAUGAGAAAGUCAUUCUGUGUGUAAACUGUCAAUAGCAGUUUGUUUGCUGUAUGAGGGUGGUUGGACUUGCCUUGUACUUUGUCACGUUAAAUCAGCUUUAUAAAGCCAAUAAAUAGGAAUGAAAACAUUUUCAAACACAGGUGCUCGUGUUUAUCUGAUUGUAUUUUACUUUUUUCCGCAUUUACUUUAGACAGGCCAGGUGUUUUUAAGAGGGAACACUAAUGAUAAUAAAUCACUGAAGAUGAAUAGG
This is a messenger RNA of Trematomus bernacchii (emerald rockcod), 6891 nucleotides long. RefSeq names its product PHD and ring finger domains 1 (gene phrf1). Bases 166 to 5298 code for a protein of 1710 amino acids. NCBI's taxonomy places the organism in Eukaryota, Metazoa, Chordata, Actinopteri, Perciformes, Nototheniidae. The record is from RefSeq and is a predicted model, not a curated record. The transcript has 20 exons.